AAUAAAAACUUUUCUAGCUUGUAGCAGCCUUAAAACAUAAUCUUAUUUACUUAAAUCUUGUUAUAUUUUGAAAAACAAUGAAGAAAUAACAAACAGGUGCACUGGAUUGUUUUACACUAUCAAAAUAAUCAGCUAAAUUUAGACAACGAUUUGAAAGAAAUCUUCUGCAAUAAAAUAAAUAUUAAACAAUGACUAAAGAGUCUGACAUUGUUCAACAAGCCAGAAAAGGUUUUUCUGAAACUGAAAACCACUCCCUUACAAGGAAGGAAAACUGUGAACUGAAUAAACGGAAGAAACUGAAUAAACGAAACAUUUCAAUUCUUUCAAGCAUAAUAAUAUCUAUUGGAUGCAUCGGAUAAGCUGUUAUUAGCAGAUGAGUUUAAAGAACUUGUGCGUAAAUCGCUUUACGGUUUUAAAGUGACCUAAGCCUGAAUUUCAACUAGUUUACAAGGAUGUUGGAAAGGAUUUAUUCAACUAUGAAUUUGUCUUGGAAAAAGUACAUCUUCAUAACUACUGUUCUUGCCAUUCUAAUAAUUGAAGCAUAUUGCCGGCCGUCUGAUGAAACCUUUUCAAGAUCAAAAAGACAAGCUGUCGAAGAAAAACAGUUUAUCGGUGGAUUAUCUACGCUUGGUGCACUCGUCCAACCUAUAUUAUUCAUGAUUGGCAUGGCUAAUAUGAUGGGAAGAAUUCCUAUGUUUUUCAACAGAAUGCGUGAUCGUUUUAGUUCAACUCUCUCUGGUACAGGAGCUCCUGCUGGAGCUGGAAGAAAAAAGAGGUCCUUAGAAAACUUUGACGAAGUUUUAGAACAAAAAUCCAAUCAGGCUCUCAGAAUGUUAGAUGAGGCGGGACAUAAAUACCAAGAAGAUAGCUGAAAUUUUAGUUAACAAACAUGGAGUUCUCGCAGAUAGGAAAGAAACAAAAAAUGAAACUUCAAAACGGAAAAGAUGGAGAAAUAGGACACCCAAUGCCACUUACAAUCAACAUCAUCUUAAAUACUCAUCAUCAGUCUUAGGUAGCAUUCGUUGAUCGAUGUGCCACAUCACACUUUUGUCUUCAUUUGUCAGAGUUAACUUGUAAAUGAUAAUGUAAAUAAACGUCUUACUUUCGAUAAUAUUUUUGCUUUUGAGUGUAUUUUUCAACGUAAAAAAAAAAUUUUCAGUAAUAUUUCACGAAAUCGACUUCGAUAUUUAUGGAAAAAUUCUGUCAACAAUAUAAUUUCAAGCAAAAUUUGCUCCGUAGUUAAAGUAAUUGAUUGAACAGUUUUUGAAAACAUUCUGAAUCUAUGAAUGUUAAAUACAUAACUCAACUAGGAAAUUCAUAGUUAACGGAAAAGAUGGAGAAAUAGGACACCCAAUGCCACUUACAAUCAACAUCAUCUUAAAUACCCAUCUAUCAGUCUUAGGUCGCAUUCGUUGAUCGAUGUGCCACAUCACACUUUUGUUUUCAUUUGUCAGAGUUAACUUGUAAAUGAUAAUGUAAAUAAACGUAUUACUUUCGAUAAUA
Messenger RNA from Parasteatoda tepidariorum (common house spider), 1503 nucleotides. RefSeq lists its product as uncharacterized. NCBI's taxonomy places the organism in Eukaryota, Metazoa, Arthropoda, Arachnida, Araneae, Theridiidae. The record is from RefSeq and is a predicted model, not a curated record.